Colletotrichum scovillei is the source of this 891-nucleotide messenger RNA. RefSeq lists its product as uncharacterized. Gene Ontology annotation, molecular function: catalytic activity. The transcript is spliced from 2 exons. The coding region runs from base 1 to 891 and encodes 296 amino acids. The record is from RefSeq and is a predicted model, not a curated record. NCBI's taxonomy places the organism in Eukaryota, Fungi, Ascomycota, Sordariomycetes, Glomerellales, Glomerellaceae.
AUGGACCGUCUUGGGCUGGGUUACGAACGACUCAAAAAGCUUAAUCCGCGCCUUGUGUACGCGAGCCUUUCAGGAUACGGAACCUCGGGACCCUACGCCAACCGGGGCGGAUACGAUCCCAUUGCUGGUGCCGAGGCCGGCCUUUUGCAUGUUACGGGUGAACAGCAUGGGCCUCCAGUCCGGCCAGGCCUUGGUCUGGUUGACAUGGCUACCGGCUUGUACAUGCAUGGCGCAAUAUUGGCAGCACUGCAUGCUCGGGAACGGACCGGGACGGGUCAGCGCGUGGAUGGCUCACUGUUCGAAACACAGAUUAGCCUACUGACCAAUGUCGGCCUCUCGUGGCUGAACUUGGGCAUCGAGGCAAAGCGCUGGGGAUGUCAGCACCCCAGCAUUGUACCCUAUGAUGCAUUCAAAACCAAGGACCACCACCUGGUCUGUGGAGCAACGAACGAUGCUCAAUUCGCUAAGCUGUGCAAGUUGUUGGGGCUUGAGGUAUUGAUCAAGGACGAGCGCUUCGCGACCAAUCCCAAACGCGUCGAGAAUCGUAACUUGCUGAGACCUAUAUUCAAUGCGGCAUUUGAGAAAAAGUCAACAGCAGAGUGGAUCGCCAAGUUUGAAGGCACGAAUCUACCAUUCGCUCCCAUCAACAACAUGGAAAGGACCUUUUCCCACCCUCAGGCCGAAGCUCGAGACAUGAUUACCAAGAUGCCUCUCGCUUCGGCCAUUACCGGUCAGAUUCGCUUGAUCGGACCAGCCGUCAAGUUUAGUGGGACACGGGGAACAAUUAGGAGCGGCCCUCCCCGAUUAGGACAACACACGGACGAGGUUCUCUCUGAGCUGGGGAUAAAUGAGUGUGAAGUAUCUAAGUUGAAAGAUGAGGGGGUUGUAUAA